CAGAAAUGAUGGCAGUGCUCUAUGGAAUUUUCCUUACUGUCGUCUAGAACACUAUGAUGGCCGGAAAAAUCUCUAAAUUUCGUGCUCAUCUCGUAGCAGUUGGCAUGGCUAUUGGCAUCACAACGAUUGCUUAUGGCACUUUUCAAGCUGCUAUGGUGAUUAAGAAAUGGACACAUGCCACUCCUCGGUUACUCCAUGAAGAGAUGGAUUACUUCUUAUACCAUAAAGAGCAGAAAGGUCGGAUGAAGGCACUUGAGGAAGCGAAAGCAAAAUAACUCAGGACUAUAGGAGCUAGUUAUUCCGUGUAAAUGUAUGACACCCAUGAAUAAUCUACAGUUGUAUACGGUGUUAGCUGUUUUUUUUUCACCUUGAAGCAGCAAACAUACGAGUUCCUACUCAUCCAUUCUUCUUCAUCCCCAAAACCUUUUAGGAAACUUUCGAAUGCUGAGUAAAAUGAUCAAGUAUAGUCAAAUAAAUUUUUAUACAUGACAUAUUUAUAACUUUGA
This is a messenger RNA of Cylicocyclus nassatus, 506 nucleotides long. The record is from the annotation of a GenBank genome assembly. Lineage: Eukaryota; Metazoa; Nematoda; Chromadorea; Rhabditida; Strongylidae.